Molecule: messenger RNA, 626 nt
Organism: Olea europaea var. sylvestris
Lineage: Eukaryota; Viridiplantae; Streptophyta; Magnoliopsida; Lamiales; Oleaceae
Product: actin-depolymerizing factor 5-like
Exons: 3
Coding region: 1-432 (143 amino acids)
Biological process (GO): actin filament depolymerization; actin filament bundle assembly
Cellular component (GO): cytoplasm; actin cytoskeleton
Molecular function (GO): actin filament binding
Source: RefSeq, a predicted model, not a curated record
AUGGCUAUGGCUUUCAAGAUGGCGACGACCGGCAUGUGGGUGACGGACGAAUGCAAGAACUCAUUCAUGGAGAUGAAGUGGAAGAAGGUUCAUAGGUACAUCGUGUUCAAGAUUGACGAGGGAUCGAAGCUGGUGACGGUGGACAAAGUCGGUGCAGCUGGUGAAGGUUACGAUGAUUUAGCUGCAUCACUACCAGAGGAUGAUUGCCGAUAUGCUGUCUUUGAUUUCGACUUUGUUACUGUCGAUAAUUGCCGCAAGAGCAAGAUCUUCUUCAUUGCAUGGGCACCGACGGCAUCGAGAAUUAGGGCGAAAAUGCUGUACGCAACGUCGAAAGAUGGACUAAGGAGGGCAUUAGAUGGGAUCCAUUAUGAAGUGCAAGCUACGGAUCCAACCGAGAUGGGAUUUGAUGUGAUUAAGGACAAAGCCAAAUAAUUGAGAUGACAAAUUGAUAAAAUUUUGUGUUUUGGCAUCUUAAUUAAUUUAGUUUAAUUUAAUAACUCCACUUAGUGAUGCUUUCUUGUCAAUCAAUACCAUCAUCUUUUUCUAGGAUCUGUCUGCUUGUAACUGUAACCUUAAUCAUCCCUCUUGUGUUUUUUAAGCUAACAUAAACUUUUUUCUUUUAUAUU